AUGGGCGAGCGAGACAGGGUCGCCACGGCGACGGAGGGCGGCGUCAUGGCGGAGCGGCGGCCAUCCGAGGGGAGCGGGGCCGGGCCGGGCCGCGCCGUCGCCUCCCCGCGUCCCUCCGCCCGGCCUCGCCCGGUGGAGAACCAGCCAUACGACGAGAGCCUGGAGCUGCCGGAGACCGAGGAGGCGGUGGGGAGCGCGAACCGCCCGCGAGGCUCCCGCCGGCCGGAGCCGCCCUGGUCGGGAGGCGGCGGCCUGGGAGCGCGGCCCGGCGGCGCGGGAGAGCGGAGCGACGGCGUGGAGGGCGGCGGUAACGGGGAAACGGCGGCCCGGCCGGGACCCUCCGCCGCCAGCGAGGACGACGAUGACGAUGACGAUGAUGAUGAUGAUGACGAUUCCUCCGAGAGCGACUCAGAGGACGAUUCGGAGGAUCGCGGGGCUCCGCUGGAGGGUGACUACAACCUAGCAGAUUAUGACUACCUGCCAGUAUCUGCUGAAAUUAAAGAACUCUUUGAAUACAUAAGGAGGUACACUCCAAAAACAAUAGAGAUUGAGCACAAACUGCAGCCUUUUAUUCCAGACUUCAUUCCUGCUGUUGGAGACAUUGAUGCCUUCCUAAAGGUCCCACGCCCAGAUGGCAAGCCUGAUAACCUCGGUCUGCUGGUCUUAGAUGAGCCAUCAACGAAGCAGUCAGAUCCCACAGUGCUCUCUCUCUGGCUAACGGAGAAUUCCAAACAGCACAACGUUACACAGAUAAAAGUGAAAAGUGUGGAGAAUGCAGAGAAGAACCCCAAAGCCAUUGACAACUGGAUUGAAAGUAUCAGUGAACUACACCGCUGCAAACCUCCUGCCACUGUCCACUACAGCCGGCCCAUGCCUGACAUAGAAACCCUCAUGCAGGAGUGGUUACCGGAAUUUGAGGAGCUCUUGGGAAAGGUGGGCCUCCCAACUGCAGUAAUGAAUUGUGACCUGGCUGAAUACGUUGACAUGAUAUGUGCCAUUGUGGACAUCCCUGUGUACAAGAGUUGGAUCCAGCCUCUGCACGUCCUUUUCUCACUGUACUCAGAAUUCAAGAACUCCCAGCAUUUCAAGCCUCUGGAUGAAGGGAAGAAGGCCAGGAGCCCUGCAUCCAACACACUUCCACAUUCAGCAGAAGCAGAAGUAUUAAGCUUUACUUGAAGCUUCACUUUAAAACCUCAUCUCUCAGAUCAGUGCCUGCUGCUGGACGUAGAUAUUUGACCAAAGCAACCUGUGAAGCAACACACAGCAUUUCAAAGGCCUCCCUUGGAUAGAUACUGAUGAGUUAUUCUCCAUUUGUAAGCAGAGUUGUACUCUUCACAUUUAUAGCAGACGCUGCCUAAUAGCUCCGUUUUGACUCAUCCCCUGGGAAUAAAGCAUUAAACUCCCUUUUCCAAAUGACAGACUCCAUGUGGCACUGAUGCUGCAGAGCAGAAGCUCACAGAGUGUAUGCUGCAGAUGUAGGAAUAAAUUCCAUGCUCUGACACGAAAUUCUCAUCUGCCCAGCGUGUUGCAAGGUCUGAUAUCCUCUGGGGGUUUUAGGUCUCCUCUGCCCUUUGUUAUACAGCCCCUUUUUCUAUUCUUUACACCCUUUGCUGCUGCAAACAGCAUCAUUGCUUUCCAUCCUUUGUACAGAAAGAGUUGGUGAAAGCCGGUUAGAGUGCUCAUCUGUGCUUAGGGAAAACAUAGAGGAGACCACAAUAAACAGCAUCUCUAAAGGAAAGAUGGAAAGCAUUCAGAAUUCACAAUAUAUAUGAAAAUGAAAUUGCCUAUUUCUUAUGUUCCAUUUCUGCCACCUAAAGGCAGAAAAGAGCAUGAAUGGUUACCAAAAAAAUAGUCACUGCUAAGUGAAAACACACCCAUCUUUCAUCUAAGGAUUUCAGAGCCUCACAAGAGCAGGACAUCAGUUACUAGAGCAAGGAUUUCAGGGCGAUCCGAAUGACUCUGCUAUUGCAAAGACAAAUUCAUUCUGUUUGCAACACAGCUCUGUCCUGCAGCAAGAGGUGAGGUGAGUUCAUGCUUCGUCGUCAUCCCUGUGACUAAUUGCUGUUGGGGUUCACCUGCACGGCACCGACCUCUUUCAUUAUAAGUGUGUUUCCUUCUGAAGCAUCGUAUGCCAGCCGUCGUCAGCAGAGACCCGAGAUGCAAUUACCCAGUGGCUUGUCUCAGCAUAGCAAAUUAGCUAUUCCUGUUUACUCAGAAAAUGUGAGACGGACUGGACAGCAGCAUCAUAAAGGCAUCAUAAAGCCACGCGCCUGCGUGGAUGCAAGCUUUGACAAGAAUGCACAUCUAAAGUGCAGCAUGACUUCAAUUUUUCACUAAGCGCCUCUGCCCCAGAGCACCAGUUGCCAUGAGAUAAACAGAAGAAAUCCUGCACACACUAGUUGUGAAUAUGAGUACUUUUUAAAUCACUGGGCAUUCGUUGAGCUCAAGGCCUACCUACAAAAUAAACUGGUCGCUUUUAAAGAGAGUCACAUACAAAGGCUGUGUUUUAUUUACAUUCUGAUCAAGCACGUGAAAGCAGGGAAAAGAGCCAUGCUCGCUGUCUACAGCAGUGCAGAUUUAUCCCACCAUCUCCUGAUUCCUACAUAUUCAAAAUAGUAUUAAUAGAGGAAAUCUUUGCAACAAAGGAUUUCUCAGGCAAGCUAACAGUUGGCAAAACAGCAACAUCGAAAGGGAAAGACAGACAAAAACCUAACCCAGCAAAUGCUGUUAAAGUGGGUGUGUGCACUAAGGAGACAUGUAGCAACAAGGGAUGAAGGAAGCUACAGAGCAUUCAUCCUGCAUCCAAAAGUAUAAAAGGAGCUGCACCCACUGGCAGCAUAACCUGAAAGUUUACAUGGAGAGCGGCUGGCAGAGCUGCCCAUCGUAAAUCAAUCAGAAAGGAACUGCUCUAAGUACAGUUAUUCACUUGGAACUUCCCAAUGGUGAAGGCCAUUUAUCUAAGAACAUGACAUAUGUACACUUAGAAAGGAAAAAAAUCCCCAUGGCAAAGAUCCAGCAUGCUAUUUUUCUUAAUGAGGAGGGGAAGCAAGACAAGAAGUGCAAACCAGUCCUUCCUAAAGAGCAAGGCUGCUCUAAGUAUGGCCGACCAAAGCUGUGUUUUGACCUCAUCUCCUUCCCCACGUGGCCACUGAAGACUUUCCCAAAUGCUUACACUUACGUCCCCCUCCUCAUUCCAUACUUCCUCACUGCUAGACAUUUCCCCCUUUCUUAACUAAAUGGUACAGAAUGGGUUACAUCACUCCAACUAUGGAAGAUGAUGAAAACCAAAUAUGCCCCAGCUAGAAACUAUUUUUUCCAACCCAGGUUUUACUGAGCUGUAAGCUGAACAGUUCUGCCCGCAGCUGUGAGACUCAAGAGGCACCAUCUGAAGAAGUACUUACAGAUCCUAGAAAGCCUUAUUUACAAUUUCUCUGCUUGCUGUGCAUGCUGAAACUUGCCUUGCCAUGGUGUUUGCAGGAGAACAUGACCAGUGGCAUUCCUAGUCAGUCCAAGCACAGCAAGACAGCAGUGCAGCUGUGAGUGGACAGCUGGUCUCCAAUUUGGGCUGAUUUUAGUAAUGUUUGUAGAAUAAGACUCAUAAGAGGUACAUGAAUUUGCAAUGCUGAAGUGUUUGCAUAAAAUAUCAGGUACCUGUUGAAUUUGGAAGCAAAAGAACCACAAGAUUCCCAGUUAAAUUCAAAGCCUUGGAGACAGUUUCUUGCAGGGGCCACAUUCCAAGGUUUCUGUUGCUGGUUAUGCAAAACUGCUUCUCUUCUCCUGGCUACAGGAAUAUGUUUUGGUCCUCUCUGUGUCAUAAAGCCAGGCUAAUUCCUGUCUUCACUGUGGAUGCAGUAGCAUGUUAUAAAUAAGCAUGAAAACUGUUCAAUAUAUGGAUCGGAGUAUGGAAGAGAAUAGGAAGAUGAGAAAUCUCCAGUCUGAUUUACAACCCAAUAAAUGCAGUGAUUCAUUGCAGCAAUUUCCUGUUUGCAGUCAGCCAAACUUUCCCACCUAUACAAGCGUUGAUCAGUUCUCCAGUGAUGCUUCAUCCCUCAGAUGAGAACACUGAUGUUCAUAGAAGAACAAACUGCUUCUUGUCAGGAAGGAAGG
Lagopus muta (rock ptarmigan) is the source of this 4107-nucleotide messenger RNA. RefSeq names its product intraflagellar transport 46 (gene IFT46). Bases 1 to 1176 code for a protein of 391 amino acids. Gene Ontology annotation, cellular component: centrosome; intraciliary transport particle B; motile cilium. Gene Ontology annotation, biological process: cilium assembly; intraciliary transport. The record is from RefSeq and is a predicted model, not a curated record. NCBI's taxonomy places the organism in Eukaryota, Metazoa, Chordata, Aves, Galliformes, Phasianidae. The transcript has 10 exons.